Molecule: messenger RNA, 649 nt
Organism: Vespa mandarinia (Asian giant hornet)
Lineage: Eukaryota; Metazoa; Arthropoda; Insecta; Hymenoptera; Vespidae
Source: RefSeq, a predicted model, not a curated record
UCCACGAGAAUCCUCCUAUAUAAGAGAGCCGCGUCUCGUAUUUUCAGGUAUUACUCUGCUACCGCCAAUCAGCUCGUACGCUAGAAUCAACAUGUUCAAGUUGUUCCUCGUUGCCGCCUUGUUGGCUUUCGCCGCAGCUGCACCUGCACCGGCACCCGGUGCUAUUUUGAGUGCUCCUUUGGUAACCUCCUAUGCUGGUGCACCGAUCGUUUCCAAUCUCGGCACGCCAGUGGCUUAUUCGGCAUAUUCAGCGCCGCUUGCUUACAAUACCUACGCUUCACCGUACAGCUACGUACCUUACGCCUACAAAGCUGGAUAUUACAUCUAAGAAAAGGAAGAUACUCGUCACAGGACCCUGGCUACGAUUCAUCGAUUCCCAUUUCUUUUUCUUCCUUAUCAAUUAGUCUUCUUAUUAUUUUUUUUCCUCCCUCUCUCUCUCUCUCUCUCCCUCUCUCUUUCCUUGCCACCAUCUUAACCUUUCGUUACCUCCACGUAUUAUCGCCCGAACGUUCAAUAAACCGUCAACAAUAUGUCCCGAUAAAAUCCUUCCCACAAUUCUUUCCAUUCCCUUUAUUAUAUCGAUCUCAUCGAUCCCAAUCAUCAGUGAGCAUGCAACUAAAAAUCAAUAAAUCCGCUUGAAAAAGGCACA